Molecule: messenger RNA, 746 nt
Organism: Ectocarpus siliculosus
Lineage: Eukaryota; Phaeophyceae; Ectocarpales; Ectocarpaceae
Source: the annotation of a GenBank genome assembly
CUAGGAGCGAGAGCAGACAGAGAGACGCGGACGGAACGAUGGCUAGAGUAUUGAAGAAGGCUGGGGACUUCGUGCUGGAUGUUGCUGCGACGCAGUACAAGCGGAGCAUGACCAGGAAGCUCAAUGCGUUCGGGCUUAAGUUUGACGACCUCAUGAUCGAGGAGGACCCCGACGUGGCCGAGGCCGUGCGGCGCCUUACCCCGGAGCAGCAGCUCGCGCGCAAGCGCCGCCAGUUCAGGGCGUUCGACAUCUCCCUCAAGAAGACCCCGCUGCCAGACCACAUCCAGGCCGUACAGGACCCCUUCGAGCCGUACUUGCAGGACAUCAUCAAAGAAGUACGGGAGGAGAGGCUCGAGAGGGAGCUGCUCAACCAACGGUGAUGAGUGGUACGAUAAAGAGCGAGAAGGGCGAUUUCGUGGGCGCGGGGGCUCGCCGUAAGAGGCGUGUUCGUGGAAUUGCCAGUGAGGCGGUUUCACACACGGGCUGAAUCAUCAUCGAUCUCGGAGGGAGGGGUCGCUGAUGGCUGGAUCCCGCUUUGGGAUUGGAAAGGGGGAGGGAGAGGGGUUGUUGGGUCCGAUCGUUUGUACUUCCUUUCCCCGCACCUGAACAGCUCUCGUUGUCUCGCGUGGGUAGGCGUUGUUGUAUUUUACGACGAAUCUUGCAUCGAUCAGCACCCCUUGCCGAUUUAGGCGUUCCUCAUGUAGGUGGGAGAUGACAACACGUGACGCAGCAAGAUCUCUUUUUGU